AUGAAAAAGAAAUAUGCAGGUUCAGCAAGAGUAAAGCGAGCACAGCUUCAAGCCUUGAAACGGGAUUUUGAAAUCCUACAAAUGAAGGAUGGUGAGUCCAUUACUAGUUAUAUUGCAAGAACCAUGGAGAUAAGUAAUAAAAUGAGGUUUCAUGGUGAAAAAAUGGAAGAUGUGGCCAUUGUAGAAAAGAUUCUGCGUACUCUGACACCGAAGUUUGAUUAUGCUGUCUGCUCAAUUAAAGAAUCAAAGGACAUCGAUGUGCUUUCUCUUGAUGAAUUACAAAGCUCCUUGCUAGUCCAUGAGCAGAAAAUGAACCGAAGUUCUAUCACGGAGGAGCAAGCUUUGAAGGCCUCUACCUUUAUUCAUUCCUCAAAUUCAAGAGGGAGGGGUAGAGGUAGAGGAAGAGGAAGGGGAGAUCGAGGCAAUGGAAACACCAGCAGGCAUUUUAAUUCUAAGGUGAUGAUGAUCAAAACAGAAGUAGAGGUCGAGAUCAACAAUUUGACAAAUCAAAAAUUGAGUGCUUCAGAUGUCAUAAGUUUGGUCAUUACCGCUCAAUGUCGCAUUUAA
Molecule: messenger RNA, 567 nt
Organism: Hevea brasiliensis (rubber tree)
Lineage: Eukaryota; Viridiplantae; Streptophyta; Magnoliopsida; Malpighiales; Euphorbiaceae
Exons: 1
Coding region: 1-567 (188 amino acids)
Source: RefSeq, a predicted model, not a curated record